AUGCUAUGGAUUUAUUACCUUCUCGUUUUAUUGAGUUCGCUUGCUUCAUGUUUUCCCACCACAAAAGGGAAAGAAGGAUUGGCGGAAUUACUUUCCGAAAAUCAAGUUUUGUCUGACAAUGAUAUCAUAAGGAAUAUCGUUAAUGAGUUGAAGUCUCUCUCUUCUGGGAAUCUUUCGGUCUGUGAUCAAUGUACGACAAGGUUGGCUAUAGGAAAAUCAUUAAGUAUACUCAAGCCUGACUUAGUUUCUCCAGUUUUUACACAAUGGUGCAUUGAUACUGCUUACUGGUCAAACUCCACCUGUAUAUCUACUUUCAGUCGGAACACAGUGGACUCAAGUUAUACUGGCACAAAUUUCGGUCACAUGCUUUCACUGAUGGAUCCUUUUGGCUAUGAUGGUCAAUUAUAUUGUCACUUUAAAGAAUCAGGUCAAUGUCCAAAGCCAUUAACACCUAACGUCACUCUUUCAGACAAGUGGCCUCCAAAGCAACCAAAGCAUAAUGUGGCACCUGAACCUAGCUGGAAUGACACAUUUAAUGUUUUGCACAUCUCGGAUUUUCACGUGGAAUUAGAUUAUACUGUAGGGAGUGAAGUAAACUGUACAAAUAGUAUGUGCUGUACUCCUCAUUCUAAAAAUAAGUUUGCACGGAAGACUGAGAGCAUCACUGAAGGUUCAUUAAAUUCAUUCUACAAUUCAAGCUAUAUUGACGAUACUUUUGUUAAAGGUAGUUAUAUCGAUGUGUUUAAAAACACUUCAGUGUGGACACCUGCAACUACUUUUGGAUCUUACAACUGCGAUGCUCCAGAAAUCUUAAUCAACUCAUCGAUGAACUCUAUUGUCGAAUACAUGGAGAAGAACUCCUUAAAUUAUGAUUUUGCAAUUUUCACAGGGGACCUUCUCGAUCAUGACGAAAUAAAGUACACUAGCUAUGAUUUAACAGUUGAGUCUGAAGAGUUAGUCUUUAGGGAUAUGAAGGCAAAGCUGAAAAAUAUGCCGGUUUACCCGGUAUUGGGGAAUCAUGACAUGUUUCCAUAUGGUGAGCUAGCCCAAGAAAACCACGGAUUUUCAAAUUUGUUCACAUGGAAUGAUGAGCUAAUGGCUGACCUAUGGCAGCAAUAUGGUUGGAUUGAUUUUAAGGCAUCUAAAUAUGCAAGAAAGCAUUAUUCAGGAUAUUCAGUUGAAACAAAACGGGGAUUGAAGAUUAUUUCAUUGAACUCUAAUACUUGGUACUGGAAAAAUCACUAUGCAUACUGGAAUGCAUCUCAACCUGAUACGUUUGGUCAGUUCGAAUUUUUAAUUAACGAGCUAGUAGAGAGUGAGGAAAAGGACCAAAGGGUAUGGAUUGUCGCUCAUAUACCAUUUGCAACGGACUCGCUACCUCUACCAGCAAACUUAUUUGUUGAGAUUGUUGAGAGGUUUUCUCCUUAUACGAUUGCCGGAAUCUUUUUUGGGCAUACUCACUUAGAUCAGUUUGAGGUUCUGUACUCAGGGUCCGGUAAGGACUCUAAGACUAUAGAAAAUGUCUUGAACCAUGCGUGGAUCUCGCAAGCAAUUACGCCAUGGAUACAAAAUAACCCAUCUUGGAGAUAUUAUACUGUGGAUAAAAAAACGUUCUCAAUUAUGGAUGCCUACAAUUUCUAUACAAAGUUGAAUGAAACCUAUACUAACGAAGGGUCUGAACCAAUUUGGGAGUUUGAAUACUCUUCAAGAGAAGGUUAUAACAUCGACUGGCCCAAAACGUCACCACUGAAUGGUACUUACUGGCAUUUAGUGGCUGAGAAAGUGAGAAACUCCCCCAAAUAUAGGCAAAUCUAUAGAAAUUACGCGAUGAGAUUUUCUCCUUUUGUGCCUAAUUGUUUUAAUUCGACAGAUUGUGAGAAUGACUACUGCGUUUUGACUUCCUUUACAGUUGAUGAAUAUCAGGAUUGUAUUGAAAAAUAA
This is a messenger RNA of Lachancea fermentati, 1941 nucleotides long. The record is from the annotation of a GenBank genome assembly. Lineage: Eukaryota; Fungi; Ascomycota; Saccharomycetes; Saccharomycetales; Saccharomycetaceae.